AUGAUGGAAGCAAAACUUAUUGUACUCGCGGUUGUCAAUUCCUUACUCAGUGCAUUUGGAAGUUUCAUGAAUUUAGUGGUUGCUUUUGUCAUCGUUAACAAUCGAAACCUGCAGAAAGGGCUAAAUCUUCUGAUCUUGAGCCUUUGUGUAGCAGACUUCAUGAACUGUGCAAUUUCGCAACCGAUAUAUGUGUACGCUGUUCUAAACCUUGGUGAGACAAGCCUAACGUUUAUGAAGACUUUUACGAUGGUCGCUGUUAUCACUCUACACGCUUCCACCAUGAAUCUACUGGCCAUGACAAUCCACCGAAUGAGAGCGCUUUCCCGCCCUUUUUCGUAUCUUUUUCUGUCGAGGCAGCAAGUUGUAAUCGCAGUCACCCUGGUUUGGGUAAUGUCGGUUCUAGUGGGUGUGUUUUUCGCAACUGAUACUGGCAAACUUGUCGCGGCGUAUUUUCAUUUGGCAAUGACAUUAGCGUGGAUUGCUGGCUAUGUCGGCCUCUUUUGUUUGGUUAAAAGGCAUAGGGCGAAGAUAGUUGCAUUGGAAGGUUCACCCACGACACAGUUGCAAACUGCUAGUCUCGAAUAUGAGAGCGAAUCCGUAAAAACCUCGGCCAUUUUAGUAGCUUCCUCGCUGAUUUGUUUCUUCCCGGAUAUUGUGUUGGAUUUCAUGGGACGCGCAGACGAGAGCAGAAUGGAUUGGGGAUUCACCAUUUUGUUCCUGAGCUCAUCUUUAAAUCCUUGCUUAAUCAUUUGGCGCAGCCACCAGUUUCAGGCCGUACUUACCAAGAUGGUGCGAGACAUUCGGCAGUGGCAAGGUUUUCAACGGUAA
Molecule: messenger RNA, 828 nt
Organism: Pocillopora meandrina
Lineage: Eukaryota; Metazoa; Cnidaria; Anthozoa; Scleractinia; Pocilloporidae
Source: the annotation of a GenBank genome assembly